AUGGGGAGCAAAAAAUCAAAAAAUAUUGGCACGGUGGUGCUAGACAGGGGGGACAACACUUCUUGCAAGAUUAAUCUGCACGGGGCGACUGUUAUAUCCUGGCGGGUUAAUAGCCAGGAGCAAUUAUUCGUGAGUCAGCGCGCUGUGUUCGAUGGUAAAAAAGCAAUCAGAGGUGGCAUUCAAUUUGUAUUUCCGCAAUAUGGCCCAUGGACUGUCGGUCCCCAGCACGGCUUUGCAAGAAUUAUACCUUGGAACCUGGAGAAGUCACCUGAAAGACUACCCAAUGGAGACGUGGAAGCGACUUUUUUUAUUAUGGACACAGAUUUCACACGUUCAAUGUGGAACUACCAAUUCCGACUAACAUAUAAGCUGGUAUUAAGAGAGAGAGAGCUGCAAUUCAACGUAACCGUUUUUAACCCAAACAAAGAAAAAAAGAUCAACUUUACCAUUUCACUGAAUACCUAUUUAAAUGUUCCUGACAUUCGGCGUUGCCAAAUAACUGGAUUUCAAGGCUGUACUUUUGUGGAUAAGACCAAAGAUAAUGCUGUGUCCCAGGAAGCUAGAGCCGUUGUCGAAAUUGAAGAAUGGACCGACAGGGUUUAUCAAAACACUCCUCAAGAGCACACCAUCAGCAAUAUGGCAUCGGGACGGAGGAUCAGAAUAGAGAAGAACAAUUUUCCGGAUACGGGGCUCUGGAAUCCUUGGACAGAUCUGGCCAAAGGGUUGCUAGAUUUUAAGGAUAACGAAUACUCAAACAUGGUUUCCGUAGGAUCAGGCCAUUUAACCAACCCUGUGGUGCUCAUACCGGGCGCCAAAUUCGAAGCCAGUCAAACGUUUGAAUUAAUCUGAACCCUACCUACUUAAAUAAGUGAUAUAUAUUAAGUAACAUAUUUAUAUAAAUGAAUGUGAGUGGUUCUACAUUCCUCUACCAUUAAACUAGCCUUAUGCUUAAGGCUAC
Brassicogethes aeneus is the source of this 958-nucleotide messenger RNA. The record is from the annotation of a GenBank genome assembly. NCBI's taxonomy places the organism in Eukaryota, Metazoa, Arthropoda, Insecta, Coleoptera, Nitidulidae.